AUGGACACCACAGAAGAAGAAUCUACCAAAUUAGCUAUCAAAAUAGGUCUAGCUGUCGCCAUCUUCCUUUUGAAUACUGGUUUGACCAUUAAAGUCAUCGAAUUGUACCAGGAAUGCUCAAUUUUAUUGAACGAUGGGAGUUUAGGCGCAGACUGUUCAGUUGCCAAAUCAUUUGACGAACGUAUCCGCACUACAAUGAAAAGAGCGUGGCUAACAAUGUGUAAUUCAUCAGGUUUUAGAGAAUACUUCAGGGAACUUUUACUUCACGCUGAAACAAGGAUUAAAGAGGCAAAGAGCUUUUUUGAAUUAGCAGUAAAUAUCAUGAAAAUGACCGGCAAAAGACAGGGAGAAGCAAAGUAUUACGGAGAACUCCUCUCUUCUGGAGAACACGACAACGGUAAACAAUGUUUGGAGAUAGCAAUUGAAAUAAACAUGCAACUUUGUGACAAAAGCUGCGUAGCAGAAAAUUACAGAAAGCUCGGCUUAUUGUUCUAUAAGCUGGGCCCGCGAAUACCUGGAGAAAGCAGUCACUAUCAAAAUAGAACUGGCGACAGAGAUGGAAACCUCAGAAAACUGUUCCAAUCGCUCGGCAAUAAUGAGAAAGCCCGAGAAUACCUUCAGAAAGCACUCACUAUAAAAUUAGCAAUUGGCGACAGAGAUGGGGAAGGGUCAAUCUACGGAAACCUCGGAUCCCACUUCCUAUCGCUCAGUAAAGAUGAGAAGGCCCAAGAAUACCUGGAGAAAGCACUCACUAUCAAAACAAAAAUUGGCGACAGAAAUGGGGAGGCAUUAAACUAUGGAAACCUCGGAAUGCUUUUCCGAUCGCUCGCCAAAUAUGAGAAGUCCCGAGAAUACCUUGAGAAAGCACUCACCGUCCAAAGAGAAAUUGCCGACAGAUAG
This is a messenger RNA of Stylophora pistillata, 900 nucleotides long. RefSeq names its product G-protein-signaling modulator 2-like. Lineage: Eukaryota; Metazoa; Cnidaria; Anthozoa; Scleractinia; Pocilloporidae. The record is from RefSeq and is a predicted model, not a curated record.